AUGGUUAAGCGAGUCGCCGAAGAGCAAAUUACAAAAGACGAGCUUUCUGAAGGGGAUCACUUCGAUCCCCCUGUCGUUGCAUCAGCUGAAGUACUUGCCAAGAGGCGAAUAUUGCAACCAAAAGGCAAGCAAUUACAAUUUCGGCCUAUAAGCACGGGCUCAUUUUCACCAGUUAAUUCAUCCCAAACUUGUUACAAAGAAAAAGUCUUGGCUCUCAACAAACAAUUCAGUCUAUCAGUUUCUAAAGCAAUUGAUAAUGGUGUACUUGACCUUGGACCUCUUCUUACGAGGUAUUCCGAGUAUUUCAACAAGAUCGAGUCUGUAGAACUGAAGCGGCCAUCCACUCAGAAUUUAAAAUCUGGCUCUCAAGCUAACUGUGACAUCAGAGAAAGUGAUACAGUAUCAUCAAAGGAAGCUAUAUCAAGAGGUUCACAUGAGACAGAGGCUUCGCCGUCAACUAAUGAUGACAAGGGUGCCUCUUUAAUAUCAACAGAUGAGGUAAAUCACGGAACAAAUGAGUCAAACAAAUUAAAUCAGAGUUCGGAGAACCCUAUUCAGAUGCAAAACUCAGAAAUUCAAGACAUUGAUGAAGUCACCUUUCAACCGGUUGCCUCAUUGCCUAACAAGUUGGACUCCGUGGUAACUGGUGAAGAGCACGAGACAACCUUGUUUAGUGUAAGAUGCAAAGUUCUUUCGCUAGAUCCACAAAAUCAGGAUGAGCCGUACAAGAAUGUUGGUCUAGGAGAGCUUAAGGUCCUCAAGGGGGACAAUAAAAAAUCUCGUAUAUUAGUCCGUGCAGAGGGAAGUCAAAGGGUUUUGCUCAACAGCUUCUUGUUGCCGCAGGUUUCAUAUUCGACUGUUGGCAAGGGCAUGAGCGUUAGAGUACCGGCGACGAGCUCUGAUGGAAGUCUUGUAACCUAUAUCAUUCGGGUCAAGGACCGAACACUUGCUGAAGAGUUGCGCGAUUUAUUGAAUAAUGAAAAGUAG
Molecule: messenger RNA, 987 nt
Organism: Candidozyma auris
Lineage: Eukaryota; Fungi; Ascomycota; Pichiomycetes; Serinales; Metschnikowiaceae
Product: nucleoporin
Exons: 1
Coding region: 1-987 (328 amino acids)
Biological process (GO): intracellular transport
Cellular component (GO): nuclear pore
Source: RefSeq, a predicted model, not a curated record